CUUUACUUAUUCCUUCCGAUCUUCACAGUUCCGGUUCUCUCAUUCCGGUUCACAUAAAAAUCCCAAAUCCCCCAAAUAAACCAAACCGGAAAAUCUCCUUGCUCCAAUGGAAGCUCACGGCGGAGGUCUCCGCCGCGUCCUUGUACUCGCCUUCUGCGUUGCCGGAAUCUGGUCGGCUUAUAUCUACCAAGGCAUUCUUCAGGAAACACUGUCAACGAAGCGAUUUGGUCCAGACGGUGAAAGAUUCGAACACCUUGCGGUAUUGAACUUGGCACAGAACGUGGUGUGUUUAAUCUGGUCAUAUAUAAUGAUAAAGAUAUGGUCUGGUGGAAAUUCUGGUGGUGCUCCUUGGUGGUCUUAUUGGAGUGCUGGAAUUACUAACACCAUUGGUCCUGCUAUGGGAAUUGAAGCUUUGAAGUAUAUUAGUUACCCUGCUCAGGUGCUGGCAAAGUCCUCAAAAAUGAUACCAGUUAUGCUGAUGGGUUCACUCGUAUAUGGUAUAAGAUACACCUUUCCAGAAUACCUUUGUACCUUCCUUGUUGCUGGAGGGGUUUCAACAUUUGCACUACUAAAGACUAGCUCAAAGACUAUCAGCAAGCUGGCACAUCCAAAUGCUCCCCUUGGAUAUGGGCUAUGUUUCUUGAAUCUUGCUUUUGAUGGGUUUACUAAUGCAACCCAGGAUUCCUUAAAAGCAAGGUACCCGAAAACAAGUGCUUGGGAUAUUAUGUUGGGCAUGAAUUUAUGGGGAACAAUAUACAAUAUGAUUUACAUGUUUGGAUGGCCCAGUGGCAGUGGAUUUGAGGCAGUUCACUUUUGCAAACAGCAUCCAGAGGCAGCAUGGGAUAUUUUUCUCUAUUGUUGCUGUGGUGCUGUAGGACAGAACUUUAUCUUCUUGACUAUAAGCCGGUUUGGCUCUUUGGCUAACACUACCAUCACUACCACUCGAAAAUUCGUUAGCAUUGUAAUAUCUUCACUAUUGAGUGGGAAUCCCCUUUCAACAAAACAAUGGGGGUGUGUUUCUAUGGUAUUCUCUGGAUUAUCAUACCAGAUUUAUCUCAAGUGGCAGAAGUUGCAGAGAUUGCAGAAGAAGAGAAAAGCCACAUGAAGACCUGCAGAAUUUUUUGAAGUCCGUCAAUUCUAUUUUAGCUAAUUUGUCCUUCAACCCUCGAUAUAUAAAUCAUUAAAACCUUGAAGGUUCAAUGAACCAGAUUUAGGUUUAUAUAUACAAAGGAAUAUUAGUAAAUUGUAAUUGGAUAGAUUCCUUUUGAUAAGUGAAAAGUUUAGAGCCCAUUUUCUUUUUAAUUGUGCUAAUUUUUAGUUGUCUGAGCAUUGUAAGAACAGCUAGUUUUAAUCUUAUAGCACUCUAAGGCUAAGCUAUACUCUAUGUAAACAAGAUUUUCAGAUUAUCUCAUCUUUUGUUUUGUUCUUUCAAA
Cicer arietinum (chickpea) is the source of this 1433-nucleotide messenger RNA. RefSeq names its product UDP-galactose/UDP-glucose transporter 3. Gene Ontology annotation, cellular component: Golgi membrane; endoplasmic reticulum membrane. NCBI's taxonomy places the organism in Eukaryota, Viridiplantae, Streptophyta, Magnoliopsida, Fabales, Fabaceae. Gene Ontology annotation, biological process: UDP-galactose transmembrane transport. Gene Ontology annotation, molecular function: UDP-galactose transmembrane transporter activity; UDP-glucose transmembrane transporter activity. The record is from RefSeq and is a predicted model, not a curated record.